This is a messenger RNA of Bursaphelenchus xylophilus (pine wood nematode), 11946 nucleotides long. NCBI's taxonomy places the organism in Eukaryota, Metazoa, Nematoda, Chromadorea, Rhabditida, Aphelenchoididae. The record is from the annotation of a GenBank genome assembly.
AUGUACCCGUUUAAUCGGGCCGAAUCAAUUCGCGCGGAAUGCGCCGAGAACCGCGCCGAAACCGAAAAUGAGUCCGAAGAGUCGAUCCACCUCGACGUGGCAUCCAAUUCCUCCGAUUCUGGAUGCCCUGUGCUUCCAGUCGAGACCCAGAUUGCCCAACGAAAUGAGGAGACGGCCGGGGAAAUGGGGAACAAUCAGAGUUUGGCCGACCAAUCCAAGAGUUUCCUCGCCGAUCUGCUGGAAAUCUCGUUGCCCACGCAGAACGUCGGGCAAAGUGGACGAUUGUAAGUGGUACCUUGGUUGUAGAAGACAUUCUUACAUUGAUUUAUUUUUUACGAAAAGAAAAAAAAUUUCGGAGGGAAGUGAGAUUCGAACCUGCGACUGUUUGACUGAUAGGUUGGAAUUUGAACCACUAGACUAUUGAGGUACGGGCUGAUUUUUUACCGUAAUUUAGUGGGAAAUGGCUGGGAAUGACUGUAAAUAGCUCUAAAUUUUUUAUUUUUCGACUUGAAGAAUAUAAAAAAGCUUCCAAAAAUAUUUUUCAAAAGAUGCCUGAAAAUUUUGCCUCAGGCAAAUUGUUUCAAAAAUCCUUUUUUUAAAUCAUUUUCCGUCAAUUCGCUAAAUUCUUCACGUAAAAAAUGACCCUCCUUCACGGAACGUUUUGAUUCCGCCCCAGGGCAUCGGCCCAAAGAUUAAUAGCCGGUUCGCCGCAAAACCCGCAGACAUUUUCCGCCGAAUGCCCUGAGGCGAAGCGAAAUGGGACAAUCGGGAGGAAAGGUUUCAAAUCCCGACCUCAAGUCGGAUUUGUCAUCAAAAAGUGCAAAAGAAUUGCCUUUUUUCGGACCCGCUCUUGAAAUAGACCCCCUUUUUUCGGAGGUGGCUAGAAUUUCCGUUAAGCUUUGUGUUUUUAAAUAUUAUGUUUGAAAACAUUUCUCUUGCGUGGGAAAUGCAGAACGCCUCCGUUCGGAUAAUGACAAACAUGCUCGCGAAGCGGAAUGACCAUUUUUGGAACGGAGAUAUUUUGAGUUGAUUUUGAGAAUUUUUGCUUUCCAAGAUUUGAAAAUCGCUGGAAUCGUUCCUUUGUAGACGUGGCAAUUGGGCUAGGCGUUCAUCGGGCUGAGGUAAUCUCGAAAAACCGCAUGGCCGGGCUGAUGAAAAUUUCAUCGUAUAAAAUGUCGCCUCGGAUUUUAAGAAACUCAAGCAAAUAUUUUUAUCGUAUAAAAUGUCGCCUCUCAUUUUGAAAGGAUCAACAAAAUCUUUUUAUUUAUUUGAGAAAUUUUAUACAACGGAACCUAUACAAAAUGUUUCAUCGUAUAAAAUGUCGCCUGCCGUUUUGGAAAAAUCAAGUAAAAAUUUUUAUCGUAUAAAAUGUCACCUCUCAUUUUGAAGGUAUCAACCAAAGCUUUUUAUUCAUUGGGGACGUUUUAUACGACGAAACCUGUCCAAGCAUGUUUCAUCGUAUAAAAUGGUCGUUUAUAAAAUAUGUAAAAAUUGCGGCUAUUUCUACCGUAGAGAGUGACCUUUCCACAAAAAAUACAUUUUUUCCACACAAAACUGGCAAUAAUAUUGCCAAAAAGUGAUUUCCUCUGACCGCUCUCCGCGUUUCGCGUACUCUCUCGGCCAGAAAGAUCGUUGAAUAUCUCGGCUCUAGCUGCAAAGCGCCAGUUAAAACUUCGAGGACUUGGUAUGUGACUCAUGUUCGACUUGUGUGCCAAAUUUAAAGAAAAUCUGAGCUUUGCAACUUGGGCUACUUUGAGUGGUUGGAUUACAGUCCUAAAAUGACGUUUCAGCCCUAAAAGUGCAUUACCAUAACCACGCACCGCCUCCAAUUACGGUGUCUGGCGUAUUAUUGUUUGUUUGCUCAAAAAUCCUCAGACAACAUCUACUGCGAUUUAAGUAUUAGAUUAUAAGUACAUAAUGAUAUUACGUAUACUUCCUAAUGGUAAAUAUUUUCGGGCAAUUGAAGGGAAAUAAACAUUCACUUUUGAAGUCACGCCUUUAGGAAUUUUUUUUUGAAAGUGCUGAUUUUCUUUUAAUUUUGCGUACUCUUUGGCGGCGAGUCCACAUUUGCGGGUUUGACAUCAUCAAGCAAAAAUUUUUUAAUGUCUAGUAUAAUAUCGGGGUAUUGCGGGUAGCAGGUAGACUUUUUGCAGCCUCGUCAUAUACGGUUUAAAAGCGCAAUUUCUAAAUAAAUUUUUAACUCGCGCCUUGCUGGGAGAGUCGAGAUAUUCGACGAUUUUUGAGAGAUUGCGCAAAACGCGGAGAGCCGCCAGAGAAAGAAAAACUUUCGACCAUAUCUUUGACAGUUUAACCGAGAAAAAAUGACUUUUUGCGGAAACAUUACCCUCUACGGCAGAAAUAGCCACAAUUUUGAAUUAUUUCGCAAACGACCAUUUUAUACGAUGAAACAUGUUUGGAUAGGUUUCGUCGUAUAAAGUGUCUCAAACAAUUUUUUGUGGAAACAUUACCCUCUACGGUAGAAAUAGCCACAAUUUUGACAUAUUCCGCAAACGAUCAUUUUAUACGAUGAAACAUGUUUGGAUAGGUUUCGUCGUAUAAAAUGUCUCAAACAAAUAAAAAUAUUUUGCCAACUUCCAACCCAAAAAUCUCGGUCUUUUCUGCAAAGCGCGAGCAUUUAAUCAUGCAUAACUAGACAAAAUUAGUCUAUGUUUAUGUUUGCGCCAUGUUUAUCCAAGUCUGCGAGUCUACAUUUCAACCACUUCCCUUGUUAAUUGUAAUGUUUUCAAACGUUUGAAAAAUCUCUUCCAAGAACAUCCCUCCUAAGGGGCUCUGUUCUGCCGCGCCGGUGCAAUCGAAUCUCCGUCUAAUUGGGAAAUGUUUCGCGGAAGUAUACAGAUUUUAUAUUGCAUUUUCGGGCGUGACUUGCGGCUUCAAAUCUGUUUUUAAAGCCAGGAAUUCACGGCAUUCAAUGUUGGUCUACGGUAACGGAAAAGAGAUGGAUGAAAAAACUGACCCGUAAGUUAUGAAAUAAUAGAUUUUUUUGUCUGUGCGACGCUCAGAUUGUGAUGAAAAUUGGCAUAAAUUUAGAAUAAUUUUCUUUGAGAUAUUUGCAAAGCAUUUUCAUAAAGUGUAUGGACAUUUGUCGCGGCCAGCACCGUGCACAAAAUCCCCAAUUUUUUGCACUGUGCAUUGGCGACAAGCGUGAAAACAAUCGAAAAAAGUCGGGGUGCGAGCGAUAGCCCUAAAAGCCUAUUGAACCGUGCGAGAAAGUGCACUGUGCAAAAAAAACUUUUGUUUUUGCAGGGUGCGUGUCGCCGAUUUCAGACCGGCGACUUUCCGGAAGGGCUAGGAAAAGCAUGGGGUGGGUCAGAAUGGUUUCCAUCGUUUAGUCAGUAUCAGAUAUAUUCAUAGCGGGACAUACAGUGGCGGACCUGAUCCAGCACAGUGAGGGACCGGAUCCAGUGGCAAAAAACGUCCCACUUUGCAUCCCGGAAGGGACCAAAACGUCUCCAAACCCUUCCCUUCUCUAACAAUAAGCUAAAAAACUCCGCUUUGAAAAGCGCGCCCUUUCCUUCAAGGCGGGCUCUUCAAAGCGGGGUUUUUUAGCUUAGAGAAGGGAAGGGUUUGGAGACGUUUUUUGCCACUGGAUCCGGUCCCUGACUGUAGCAAGGAAUGCACAAUUUUGCACUCGGGAAGUAUCAAAAAAUGUGGCAAAAGGCCUCCUUCUCUAACUAAAAAAGAGUUCACACGGCUUUUGAAAUCGAGGUUUUUUCACUUGGAGAGAGAGGUAUUUUGCUACAUUUUUGAUACUUCCCGGGUGCAAAAUGGUACGUUUUUGCCACUGGAUCAGGUCCGCCACUGUAGUGUUUGCAAAAUCCAUCGGUCCUCCACUCCAGCAAUCGCUGUUUCCAUCUUCUUUUGUCUUUUUCUUAGCUCCGUGUUGGUUGUUCGUUUCAUAUUCGUUUCCACGCUUCCAAUUGAUCAUACGUUGAUGGUGAGGACCUGGAAUCCAUUGUGGUUUAUGCCUACUGUCCACGCGAGGCUCUUUGUGCCCGCAACGGCAUGGGUGGACAGGAAAACCGACUUUGUGAAGAAAAAAGCGGAAUUUUUCAUAAGUAAUCAUGCAAAAUCUCAUCGUAUCUUUCCAAAUUUUGUUCUCUAGUUUGUUCUACUCUUGACCAAAAAAAAAUCAGAACAUAAAAACAUAAGUCACAUGCACUUGCACUCAGCCAUUUCCGGAGUCCUUAAUCAUCCCCGUUUACCGUAAUUAAUAACCCCCGAAACAUUUUUUUUCGUUUUUUUGUCAGAUUGUUUUCGGAGACGUCGGCCGCAGGCGGCGAACGUCCAAAAACGUCCUUUUCUGAAACAGAAAACAUAUCAAAGUGUGGGGAUAAAGUGGUCUUAGGGAAAAUGUUGAGCUGAAAUGCGCGCAAUGACGCAAACAAAAUAUUUUUUGUAGCUUUCUUGGCGCUAUAAGAAACUUUUUGCAAGCUUGAACUUUUUUGGAAAAUUUUUAUUGUUUUAGGGGGUUUGUUACCACUUUUUUGUUAAAUAUAGGUUGAAAUACUCAGAAAUAUCAUUUCAAAGCUUUUGAAAAAUUUUUCUAAGGUAAGUCUCAAUUUAUACGAUGAAACAUGUCCGGAGUAGUUUUUGUGGUAUAAAAUGUCGCCUGAGCUUGCAAAAUAUGAAAUAUAAUCUCUAGUGGCGGAUCUAGUCGAUAUUCAACGCGUUUUUGCAAGAUUUCAAAUAAACACUAUUUUAAACAAUGAAACAUGUCCGGAACAGUUUUGGUCGUAUAAAAUGUCCCAUAGACUUGCAAAAUUUAUCACACAUGCUUACAUAGCCGAUAUUCAACGUCUUUUUGCAAGAUUUCAAAUAAACACCGUUUUAUACGAUGAAACAUGUCCGGAGUAGUUUUGGUCGUAUAAAAUGUCGCUUUCAAUUUCCAGAAUAUUUCUGGACUUUGGGACGUUCUGAUUUUUUCUAAAUAAGCCUUUUUUUACUCUGUGUUCAUAUGAUGGCUCAAAAGUGAACUUUAACUUCAUUUAUCGGAUAUUUGAUAUGUCUAGCGCAUUCAACGUUCCCGUUAUUCCUUGCGUUCUUCGGAAAAAGUUUAAGAAUGCCCUUCUAAGCAACUUAUUUUUAUUUCCUCGCUCGGAAUGCCUAAUAGACCGUUCCCAAAUUGCUCCGGGUUUGGGUUUAGAAAGCGCAUUGGACGAAACGGGGUUCAAGACGCACGAAGAGUCUGAAGGUCAACUUCCAGAGGAAGUGUGUACUUCAAGUGCAAGCUCAGAUAUUUAUUAUAUAAUACGAUGCUAAAUUUUUCAUCGUAUAAAAUGUCACCCUAAAAAUUAUUUUGCGAUUUUUUACUAUUAUAGUAAAUUUAAUUUGCUUGUAAAAAGAUCAUAGAAAGAUAUUUUCUAAAAAUUUUUAAGAAAGGCCGUUUUAUACGACGAAACAUGUACGGGAUAUUUUUUAUCGUAUAAAAUGUCGCCUUAAACAAAACUUUGUAAACUUGUUUACUUGUAGCUUUUUACUUAUAAAAUCUUAAAAUUUUGAAAAAAAUGCCAUCUUAUACGACAAAACGUGUCCUGAGUACUUUUAUCGUAUAACAUGUCACUCAAAAAUUUUUUUGUGUUUAUAAGAGAAGUACGUAGGCAUAGGCCGCAUAUCAAUUCCUCGCGCUUUGCAGUGGCCGCCGAGAUAUUCAACGAUAUUUGCGGCCGAGAGAGUACGCAAAAUGCGGAGAGCGGUCAGAGAAAAAUUCCCACUUUUUGGCCAUGUCUUUCCCAGUUUCGCGCAGAAAAAUUAAUUUUUUUAGAAACAUUAAAAUCUACGGUGUAACUUUUAUUUGUAUCCUCAUUUCCAUAUCAUAUAUUAUAUUAUAUAUAUUUAUUUGUAUGUAUAUAUAAUACUAUAGUAGCUGUAAAAACAUCCAUUUCCAUAUUAAUUACCGGCAAUAUAACGGUCUCGUGGUUGUCGGGGAAUUGUCAGACUCUCCCUGGAGGGCAAUUUUUCUACGUCAAGAAUUGGGUGCGAAACGAUUUAUCAUCCUACUUGACAAUGGAAAUUGGCCGAAGCAAUGGCCAAAACGCCUCCGUCUCAUUGAACCUCAGAUUUUGAUGAAACUUGGCACAACUUUAGAUUAAUUUUUUCUAACCCCUUUGCGAGACUUUUAGCUUGCGCUUUGCAGAAAUGGGAGAGAUUUUUAGUCCGAAGUAUGGUAAAAAAUGAGAUUUUUUUGCGAUUUUUGGCAUGAAAAUUUUCUUGCCUAUUUCUACCGUAGCGGAUAAUGCUUCCACAAAAAAUUAUUUUUUCCGCAUGACACUGGCAAUGUUAUGGCCAAAAAGUGGGUUUUCUCUGACCGUACUCCGCAUUUUGUGUACUCUCUCGGCCGUAAAGAUUAUUGAAUAUCUCCGCUGCCAGGGCAAGUUAGCCUUUAUUUUUGAGUUUUUUUGCGUUGAAAAAAUUGAUUUUUUCGAAAAAAUAUCAUUUGGUGACAUUUUAUACGAAAAAAUUCCCGGACAGGUUUUAUCGUAUAAAAUGACAUUUAUUUGAAAUUUUGCAAAAAAUCUUUGAAUAUCGACUUUAUCCACCACUAGAAAUUAUUUAUCACACUUAGAAAGUUUAGGCGACAUUUUAUACGACAAAAACUACUCCGGACAUGUUUGAUCGUAUAAAAUGACAUUUCGAUGCUAUUUUGCAAAAAUGCUUUGAAAAGCGACUAUAUCCACUACGGAAUAUUGUAUUUCAAAUUUAGCAAGUUUGGGCGACAGCUUAUACGACGAAAACUACUACGGACAUGUUUCAUCGUAUAAAAUGACUUUUGGCAUUGAAAAAUAUUACAAAGAUGAUGAAAUGAUAUUUCUGAGUAUUUCAACUCACAUUUGGCGAAAAAGUAAUCUAAAAACCUAUAUUUUUUACUACCUUAUCAAGCGUAAUUAACAUUACUGCUUACUGAUUUUUUAUUCAAAUUUUUUUUUCUUUGUUAUUUUUUUGUUGUUGUCUACCGUACUUGUCCCAAAAAAAUAAUUUGGAAUUCUUUUCAGCAGUGCGUUCGGGGCUCACGGUGUCUUCAUGGGACUGGGCCGUAUGCCCUUCCAGAUCUCGAACAACAUGAGGACGGUUCUGAUAUUUCUCAAAUUUCUGGGCUUCUUCCCUGGUUUUGUCCGUGAACGCAAACGCAAUGGAAAACGGUUUAUGAUUGUGAGUGUUGGUUGGUUUAUGUUUGGGUGACAUUUUAUACGACAAAGGUUCAUUGGACAUGUUUCAUCGUAUAAAACGGGAUUUUUUUAAAAUUUGAUGGGUAAUCUGCAUAACAAAAUCCCCAAGGCGCUGAGAAAAUUCCAGCGACUUAUGACGACAUUGUAUACGAUGUAACCACUCCAAACAUGUUUCAUCGUAUAAAAUAGCAUCUCUUAAAAACUUGAAAAAAAUAAAUAUUCAUUCUUGUUUUCUACCAUUUGAAUUGUUCAUCCUUUUGGCAGUUUUUUAUUUAAGCGACAUUUUAUACGAUUAAACAUGUUCCAUCGUAUAAAAUGGCACUCCUUCAAAAUUUUGCAAAAUUGCUUCACAUGGGUGAAUUGUCAUUUUUUGACGUUUUUAGUAUUACCAAAUUAUUAUUUAUUAGUCCAGGUGACAUUUUAUACGAUCAAAACAUGUUUCAUCGUAUAAAAUGAAACUGAUCUAAAUUUUGCAAAAAUGCAUCACAAUUAUUUUUAGCUUCGUCUCACUGCCUGGGCUCUCACCAUUUUUGGCAUCUUCCUCAAUCUAUACUUCUUCAAGGCCAACGUCAUGAUGACGUUUCGGUAUCACAAACACUUUGGUUUUCUUCAUGCCACCACCGUUUCCACAAUCAUAACAGGAAUAAAGCCGUUCAUAAACGCAAUGUUGCUGUUUUUAAUGGUAAUACGCCUCAAAUCGCACGUGAAAAUGCUGAGUAUGAUGGACAACGUGGAUCAGAGUUUCAAGAAGUCUUUUGGGAAAUCCCCGCCUAUUCGGCGCUAUAAUAAGAUUUUUGGCGGAGUCGCUUUAUUUUUUGUUAUAUUACCCUUGACAUAUCGGAUCUUUGAGAGCCUCUGGAUGGACUAUCAUUCGAGACAAAAACGGUAAGACGUCAUAAAAAUAAUAAAUCAACUGAUUAGAAAAUUUCCGAUAGGGUGACAUUUUAUACGAUAAAAAUUUUCUGAACAAGUUUCAUCGUGUAAAAUGGCAUUUUUUAAAAUCUUUACAAAAAUAUUCUUAGAUUAUUAUUCAACUAAAUUUAACAAUGAAAAAACUGUAUAAUAAUGAUUAAGGUGACAAUUUAUACGAUAAAAAAGUUCCGAACAUGUUUUUUCGUAUAAAAUGACACUUUUUAAAAUUUUUCCUACGUUGUUAUUAUAUAGUAAGUAAAUCAAAUUUAUCAACCAAAAAUGCGAAAUUUCUAGUAAAAGUGACAUUUUAUACGAAAAUUUUUUCCGGACAUGUUUCAUCGUAUAAAAUGGCGCUUUCUCAAAAUUUUCUAAAAAAAUAUUUUUGUAUAGUAAGUAAAUUGGAUUCAUAUAUAAAAAAUUUUAAAAUUAUUAAUAGGGCGACAUCUUAUACGAUUAAAAUGUUUCCGGCAUGUUUCAUUGUAUAAAAUGGCCUUUUCCGGAAAUUUUCUAAAAAUAAAUUCGCUUGACUAAAAAACAUGUUAACUGCGCUAAAACCGCAUUUUCAGGUCGAAUUCCGAAUGGCUAACCGACGUUUCUUUCAUUUUGGUCCCUCUUCUCACUGCCUGGAACAUGAUUCCCCUCUUCUACUACGUUUUCUGCAAUCGGGUGGUCUGCUAUUGGUGUAGGACGCUGAAAAAAUGCAUCCAAAGAGAGCAUGUGAAGCGACAGUUCAGCUUGAAAUUCUACUACGAGCAGUUUUUGAGGAUCACUGCGGUUCAGGUAAAAAAAAUUUUUUGAGAUUUUUCAAACUAAAAAUCGCAAUUUAGAAGUCAAUUGGGAGUGUUUUCAACCCGAUAAUAUUCUUUUCGCUGGCAUGGUCACUGUUGAUGCUCAGUCUGACAAUUUAUUUUAUUACUCAACCGGCUUCAAGGUAAGGAUUUUUUUCGUAUUUUAGCCGUGUAUAUAUCGUUUUUGAUCUCUAGAAUUUACGACUUCCCCCUUAGAAUUUACAUUUUGCUUAUGAAAUUUACGUUUUGCACCUAAAAAUUCACGUUUUUCUUCAAAAAUACUUUCGGAUACUUUUUGAUCGUUUUUGACGUUUUUUAAAAAUGUGAUUUUUUAAAGAAUUUUAAAGUUUUUUAAUUAUAAUUCUAAUAUUUUCUGUCGGCUUUUAAGGGUUUUACUGGAUUUUAAAGCGUUUCUGAGGUAUUUUGAUACUUUUUGAUACUUUUAAAAAAAGCGUUAAGUUUUUGGUCUUUCUCAAAAAAAUUCUAUUUUUUGAGGUCUCCAUGACCUUGCAACAUUACUUUUAUCCCUAAAUUUAAUAUUUUUCUUGAAAAAUUCCUUUUGGAUACCUUUUGAUCGUUUUUGAGGGUUUUUGAAAAAUUGAUUUUUUGAAGACUUUUUGAGCUUUUUUUAUCAUAAUUCUUGUAUUUUCUAUCGGCUUUUGAGGGUUUUACUGGAUUUUAAGGCAUUUUGAGGUAUUUUGAUACUUUUUGAUACUUUUAAAAAAUUUAAAAUUUUUUUUGAGAAAUUUCAUUUUUUCACCUUCACAAAUUUACAUACGUUUAAUAUCUCUGAAAAAGUGUCCGUUUUUCUUCAAAAAUAUCUUGGAUACUUUUUGAUCGUUUUUACGUUUUUUUGAAUCUUGAUCGAAGAACAAGGCAAUCAUUUUUUCAAAAACCGAGAAAAAAAAGACAAAAAAUAACACAAUUCUUUAAAAGGACUUCAAAAGUGAUCAGAAAGUAUCCAAAAGUUUCAAAAAUCUUCAAAAAAUUUUAAAAAAUCAAAGAGAUCCCGAAUUUCUUAUGCCCAUCAAAGAUAUAAAAAAAGACUUCAAAAGUGAUCAAAAAGUAUCCAAAAGUCUCAGAAGUCUUCAAAAAGUAUCCAAAAGUCUCACAAGUCUUAAAAAAUUUCAAAAACCCCUGAAAAAUUCCUCAUUUUUUUUAUCAUAAAAAAAUUAAAGAAGCCCAAAAGCUCUCAAAAAGUAUCCAAAAGCCUCAGAAAUGUUUAAAAAAAUUCAAAAGACGUCGAGAAAUUACCAAAUUUUUUACAAUCAUCAAAAAAUGUAUUUCACCCCGAAUCUCCGAAUUCCAGACUCGCCGAGCCCAUCACCGUGCAGCAGAUCAGCAGCGAAAGGGCGCGCAAAGAGCUCACCGAACGCGUCUACAUCAACCUGGGCUGGUCGGCAAUUCAGAUUACUGUCGCUAUAAUUCACAUUAUCUGCAUUUGUGCCACGGGGCUGAAGACCAAUGAGGAGACGAGGAAGAUCAUCAGCGCCGUUCUGGCAAUCGUCCCGGAUUCGAAUGCGGAUCUGGAUCGGUUUCAGGUGAGAUUUUUUUGGGGGUUUUGAGGAGGGUAUUUGAGGUGUUUUGAGAUUUUUUGUAUUUCUUUGAUGCUUAUUAAAAAUUAAGUAAUUUUUAGUGGUUUUUUGAAGACUUUUGAGGCUUUUGGAUACUUUUUGAUAUGUUUACAUUUUUUUGGUAAUGAUGAAAAAUUUAGGAUUUUUUCAGUGUUUUUGAGAUUUUUGGAGGUCUUUCGUGAAUUUUGGAUACUCUUUGAUCACUUUUGAGGGCUUUUCAUUUUUUGAUGAUUAUAAAAAAUUUGGCAAUUUCUCGACGUCUUUUGAAAUUUGUUGAAGAUUCUUGAGACUUUUGGAUACUUUCUGAUUACCUUUGUGGAAACUUAAAAAUUUUCUGGCAAUCAUAUAAAGUAUUGGGAACUUUUUGGGGUAUUUUGAGGAUUUUUGAAGACUUUUGAAACUUUUGGAUACUUCUUGAUCACUUUUGAGGUUUUUUCAUUUUUUGAUGAUUAUACAAAAUUUGAUAAUUUCUCGACGUCCUUUGAAUUUUUUUGAAGAUUUGUGAGACUUUUGGAUACUUUUUGAAGACUUGUGAGAAUGUUGGAUACAUUUUGAUCACUUUUGAAGUCUUCGGGAAAAUUUGGUAUUUUUCAUCAUAAUUAUGUUUUCUGUCGAUUUUGAUAAUUUUCCUCGGUCUCGACUCCUUUUUGGAGGUAAUUUGCCACUUUUGGAUACUUUUUGAUCACUUUUGAAGUUUUUUUAUAACUUCGAUGGGCAUAAAAAAUUCAUGAUCUUUUUGAUUUUUUCAAAUUUUUUGAAGAUUUUUGAGACUUUUGGAUCACUUUUGAAGUUUUUUAAAUUGUAUUAUUUUUCGUCAUAAUUUUUAUUUUUUCAGUUUUUGAGAGUUCUAUAAAUUUUAUCAGGGUUUGAUAAUACUUUAUGAGGUAUUUUGAUACCUUUUGAAACCUUUAAAAAGUAUCCCUUUUUUGGGAGGGUUUUCAUGAUCUUGCAACAUUUUCCCACUUCAAUUUUUAUUUUUAGAUUUCCUGUUUCGUCCACAAAAUGUCCACCCAAUACAUGUGGGGGAUGACGGUGUGGCGCGCGUUUCCGCUCGAACGCACAACAUUCUUCACGGUAGGCGGGGUUUAUUGUGUAGUUUAUUGCCGUGUUCAUUCAAUAUUCACAACAAAAAGAUGAUUCGAAACAAGGACAAGUCCAAAAAAAAAGUUUUAUCAAUCUGUCGGGAAAAUAAUGUGGAAUUUUCGCAUCGAAAAUCCACGUCGCUGAAGUUAAAAGCACAAUGAUUUUGCAGCGAUUCUACUCAUUUUCUGAAGCCAUUUUCGAUCCGACACAUCCACAUUAUUUUCCCGACAGACUGAUAUUUAUAUUAUAAAAAAAUCUCAAAAAUAAUAUGCAAAUUUCCAGCUGGUCAGUGUGAUGUUCACCUACUCCUUCCUGCUGCUCAAACUCAAAGACAACCCGGCCGUUUCUCCGAUCAUCCGUCAGAUCAUCCAAAUCAAUGGGACCAACGUCAAAGCCGUCCUCUGA